ACAUCAUGGCAAAUCUUGGUCCAUAUGAAGAGCUCGUCGUCAAAGCCCUUGGGAGGCACGCCUUUCUCGGCCAGCUCUACAACGGAGGGUCAUCGACUCUACUCUCUGAAAAUCUCUUCGGUAAUGCGGAGAUCAUCAGCAAAGAGUCCAGCACAUCUUUCUCCGAUCAGUCGUUCAAGGAGGUCAGAAGUAUCCAGGACAGGGCGGAAUCUUUGGAUGUUUCCGCAUCCUUGUCGCUCUCGAUUCUUGGCGGAGCGCUCGACAUCAGCGGGUUCGGAUCCUACCUAGACCGCAGUAACAAGAAGAGCGAAUCCCACACCCUCGUCACCGUGGCUCGCGUCCUUACCAAGCAUAAUCGCUUGGAAAUUCAACCUAUGCUCGACCGCGUUGCGAUGCUUGAUGAUGUCGUCCAGAAAACUCGUGCCACUCACGUCGUCACGGGCAUCACUUAUGGCGGUACCGCUCUCGGAACUGUCGUACUCAAGAAAUCGUCCUCCGAUAAGGCCAACGAAAUCAAAGGAGAGCUCGACCUGAGCUUUACCAAGGCUGCUUUAGUGAAGAUAUCUGGAAAAGGCACGCUGUCGAAAGAAGACAAGGAGAAGCUGGAAAACAUCGAUCUCGACGUCCGUCUGAUCGCAGACUUCCGUGACAAGAAAUCCCCUGCACCCUCCACCGCCACGGAGCUCAUGGAGGUUGUCAAACGUACGGUGGAACUCAUCGGUGACACCGGUGUCCCCUACGAACUUCGCCUUACUCCUAUCUCUCGAUUCAUGGGAGACACAGUUAACGGUCUUUUCCGCGAGUUGGCAGCGGCUGACAUGUCUAAAAUCACUGAGUUCUACGACGAUCUCGUGACCUUGAGCCAGAAUCGCACCUCUCUCCGCACCACUUUUGAGCAGAACCAUACUCUUCUCUUCCCAACCUUUGUCAAGACUUGCCGCGCUCGGUCGUCCGAGGUCGACCGUCUGCUGGGUGAAGCACGCGAAAAGCUCAAGGGUUUCCUCACGAAGUUCCGUGAAAACGACUCGAGUGUGAACGUCGAGGCCUUCCUCAAGGAAGCGGCGCCAGGCUAUGAGAACGAGUUGAAACUUUACAACGCGGAUCGCGCUGUUGCCGCAAAACUGCUGGAUAUCAAGAGGGGUGCUGAUGACCGAAAGUUUCCGCUUGUCUCGGUGGAGAAGCUUCGGGAAGAGAUGAACAGGAUUGACAGAGCAACCGUUGCUCUUGUCCUGGUCCCUGCUGACGUCCAGGUCGUCAGCCUGCUCAACACCUAUCGAGUUUUGGCCGACGAUAUCCAAGCCUGGCGUUCCUCUCAGGAUGCUGUACAGCCGUCGUCCAGCCCCAACACGCCAGCCCCGACUGUCUACUUCUCCGUCUACAUUGACCCGUUGGUGGAGAGUGACCUUCUCAUCCUAGAUGGCGCCAAGAAGUCCCUUGCUUACGCCAUCAGCACAGCCAACACUACAAAGGAAACCGUUUUCCUCACAUUUGGUGUUUCCCGCCUCAAUGUUCGAACCCUUGACUGGAAUGCGCUCGGCCAAGAAGGGUGGGGUAUUCUGUCUAACGAAGGUCAAGGUUGGAAGUAUGUUGGUGACGUCCAGGGCGGCCGCCGCAACGGCUCUGGCGUAAUCUCCUAUGCAGAUGGUACAUCGUAUGCAGGAGGUUGGUUCAACGACGAGCGGGACGGCUUUGGGAAAUUGACGAAGACCAGGGAGGGCGGCGCAGUCAUCGAAGAGGGUGUCUACAUCGAGAACGUGUUGAGGUCCGACGGCGUCGUUGUUGAUACCACCGUCGUCAACAAUGGUUCUGUUGUUGGGUUUGCGAAGAUCGCCUUGAGGUCUUAUGAUUCCGUUUCUGGCCACGUUGACAAGAUAGCACGAGUUCUUGGAUGGAAGUCCGGCCAGAAGUAUAGGCUUAAGUUGGAGUCCACCUCUGGCGCCUUCACUGCUCAGACCGUGUUGGUCAACGGUCCGUUGAUCGACGCCUCUGAGCACCCCAGCAUUGAGACCUCUGCAUGGCCUCUGGACAAGGGCGCAAAAGGAGAGCUCAAGAUCAAAGUUGAAAAGUUGUAA
Molecule: messenger RNA, 2072 nt
Organism: Laccaria bicolor S238N-H82
Lineage: Eukaryota; Fungi; Basidiomycota; Agaricomycetes; Agaricales; Hydnangiaceae
Exons: 1
Coding region: 6-2072 (688 amino acids)
Source: RefSeq, a predicted model, not a curated record